Molecule: messenger RNA, 4183 nt
Organism: Girardinichthys multiradiatus
Lineage: Eukaryota; Metazoa; Chordata; Actinopteri; Cyprinodontiformes; Goodeidae
Gene: map4k5
Product: mitogen-activated protein kinase kinase kinase kinase 5
Exons: 37
Coding region: 524-3286 (920 amino acids)
Biological process (GO): protein phosphorylation
Molecular function (GO): MAP kinase kinase kinase kinase activity; ATP binding
Source: RefSeq, a predicted model, not a curated record
UCCAGCAACUCGACUGCACGGACUAGCGGCACACUGUUGCUUUUUUGUGUCGUGUUUUCUCUGAAUACAUUUUAAUAAACGUCUAUUAUUAGCGCGGAGUGACAGUGGAAUUUAAUACACAAUGUCGAAGCUUCUUUAAAGCUGCCAAAGGAGAGAAAUGACAUGUCAGCGGGGGAACUUACGGCUGAGAUUUCUGAGGGGAUUGAAGUAUACCGUAACGUCCGUACUGCUCUAAAAGAAACGGGGUGAGCUGGUGGAGCCAACUGAAGUUUACUACUUCGAUAACAAAGGGACAUCAGUUUUACUUUUUGAAGCUUUUAUUCGACGCCACACCACAGUUAAAGACUCAGUGGGGAUUUAUAAUGCAAGACGAGCGCACUUGGUGUUUCUGCAUUGUAAAAGGAUAUGGAGCGCAGAGAGGCGCCGUCUGAAUAGCAUUGGUCGAGACUGUCUUCUGUCGACCACCCACACCACGUCUAAUCAAGCCAACUAAAUGUAAAGGAUCCCUCGGUUUCAAGCUAUCAUGGAUAUCUUUCCCCGACCGAGCUGCGAAAUUCAGAGGAGGAACCCCCAGAAUGACUUUGAGCUCAUUCAGAGGGUGGGAAGUGGAACAUAUGGAGAAGUGUACAAGGCUCGAAAUAUUCAAACAGGAGAACUUGCUGCUGUCAAGAUCAUAAAGUUGGAGCCAGGAGAUGAUUUUUCCAUCAUUCAGCAGGAAAUCUUCAUGGUGAAGGAAUGCAAGCACCACAACAUUGUGGCCUACUUUGGAAGCUACCUCUGUCGAGAAAAACUUUGGAUAUGUAUGGAAUACUGUGGUGGAGGAUCUCUGCAGGAUAUUUACCAUGUAACAGGACCUCUGUCAGAACCUCAGAUUGCAUACGUCUGCAGAGAGACCUUACAGGGUUUGGGAUAUCUGCACAUCAAGGGCAAGAUGCAUCGUGAUAUCAAGGGUGCGAACAUACUCCUAACAGACAAUGGAGAUGUGAAGUUGGCUGACUUUGGAGUUGCGGCCAAAAUAACAGCUACCAUUGCAAAAAGAAAGUCCUUCAUUGGAACACCUUAUUGGAUGGCUCCAGAGGUUGCAGCAGUAGAGAAGAACGGAGGCUACAACCAGCUGUGCGACAUCUGGGCUGUUGGCAUCACAUCCAUUGAGCUGGCUGAGCUUCAGCCUCCAAUGUUUGACCUACAUCCAAUGAGGGCCUUGUUUCUGAUGUCCAAGAGUAGUUUCCAGCCUCCUAAACUAAAAGACAAAAACAAAUGGUCUGCUGCUUUCCAUAACUUCGUUAAAGUGUCUCUCACAAAGAACCCAAAGAAGCGGCCCACUGCAGAGAAACUCCUACUGCAUGUAUUUGUGGCUCAGACUGGGUUAACAAGGAGGCUUGCAGUUGAUCUCCUUGAUAAGAUGAACAACCCAGACAACCACCAAAAUUACGGUGAAGUGGACGAUGAUGACCUUGAGCCUCUCUCUGUAGUCCGACACACCAUCCGUUCCAUCAACAAACACCCCAAAGUUGAGAGGACUCGCUCAGAGAUCGACUCAAACAAUGGAACAGGCCUCAAACGUCCAAUCUCAAGUCCUAGUGACUCUGAGGGACACAGGGGGGAUGCAGUUGACAAGGUCCAGUUUCAGGCGCCUCUGCUCCCAAAAGCAACUGAAGCCCAUUCUGAAAUGGAUGUGAAUAAAGAUAAUGACUUUCCUUCCCAAUGGAGCCCUUUUGCAGAUGGAGGAAUAAAAACCAGGAGCCUUCUCAAAAGCGUUGAGGAUGAAUUGUUCCAACGUGGACACAUCACCAGUCUAGAAGAUGCCUUUGAAGAUGUCGAGCUGUCAACACUUAAACCAGGUGCACGUCCCCCUCUGCCCCCAAAGCCACAAGUUAACAACCCAUCAGAGGAGCUUGCACUGAACGAUGAGAAGUCGCUGACCGUUCGUAGGUUCCCAAACUCAGAAAAUGGACCAAGCCAGGCUGUUCGCAGACAGAGCACGCCUGAACAGGGCAACAAGGUGGAGCAUUCGUCAUCUGACAUCCUGUCAGCUAGUGUCAGCAGCCCUGGCUUCUUAUCUCAUGCUUCUGAUCCUGCUCCAAUUAAAUGUGACCUUAAAGAUUACGAUUCAGAUGGAAGUGUGAAUGAAGGCAGUCUUACAGCAACACCACAGCACCGGAAGGAGAAAAAGGACUUCCCUAAACCUGCAAUAAAUGGCCUGCCACCCACUCCUAAAGUACUGAUGGGAGCCUGUUUCUCUAAAGUGUUUGAAGGCUGUCCGUUGAAAAUCAACUGCGCCACAUCGUGGAUUCAUCCAGACACCAAAGAUCAGUACCUAAUCUUUGGAACAGAGGAUGGCAUCUAUACACUAAAUCUUAAUGAGCUGCACGAGGCAACAAUGGAGCAGCUUUUCCCACGGAAGUGUAUGUGGCUGUAUGUUAUCAACAACAACCUGAUGUCUUUGUCUGAAGGAAGAUCUUUCCAGCUGUACUCCCACAAUCUGAUUGGGCUGUUUGAGCAGCUGAAGAAGCCUGGCCUUGCAGCCCAGUUUCAGACGCACCGCUUCCCAGAUAAAAUUUUGCCGAGGCGCUUUGCGCUGACAACCAAGAUCCCUGACACAAAAGGUUGUCACAAAUGCUGCAUUGUGAGAAACCCAUAUACAGGCCACAAGUACUUGUGUGGGGCUCUUCAGUCUGGUAUUGUCCUUUUGCAGUGGUAUGAACCCAUGCAAAGGUUUAUGCUCAUCAAGCACUUUGACUUCCCUCUUCCCAGCCCGCUCAAGGUGUUUGAAAUGCUGGUGGUCCCAGAACAAGAGUAUCCUCUGGUGUGUGUCGCCAUCAGCGAGGGCACAGAGCAUGGCCAGGUGGUCUGCUUUGAGACGAUCAACCUCAACUCUUGUUCCUCCUGGUUCACAGAGAUUGGAACAAAAAAUCACCAAGUGGAUGCAAUCCAUGUCACACAGCUGGAAAGAGACACGGUGUUGGUGUGUUUAGACCAAAACGUAAAGAUCGUUAAUCUUCAGGGCAGACUGAAGUCCAACAAGAAGCUGGCGUCCGAGCUCAGCUUUGACUUCUGCAUCGGUGCUGUCGUGUGCCUUCAGGACAGUGUCCUGGCCUUCUGGAAGCAUGGCAUGCAGGGAAAAAGCUUCAAGUCCAAUGAGGUGACUCAGGAGAUUUCUGAUCUGAGCAGAGUCUUCCGCCUCCUGGGAUCUGACAGGGUAGUGGUUUUGGAGAGCCGACCAACCGACAACUCAACGGCUUUGAGCAACCUUUACAUUUUAGCCGGCCAUGAGAACAGUUACUAAUCCUCAACGGGACAAUGGGUUAUUCUUAGAAAAAUGAACAAGAUUCCACAGUUUUGGGAGAUUUGGACCUAUGUCUGACCUUUUUGUAAAGCGAAGGGAUUGUUGGGAGUUUUUAUUGGUGACAAACUGAUCCGCUGGUCAGUAAAAGAGGAGCUUGUUCAGUGUGGAUUCAUGAGUAGCCUUACACCAGCAGGAUGUUCGCUGUAGCACAUCUCAACACAAGUAACGGGGAAACUGGUUCGAGCUGGAAGUGGAGAAACAAAUGAAGCUCAUAUGAACUUUUUUACAGUACCUAACAGUUUUCUCACUUUUCUGUACUGUGAACAAACUAGAGGUAUUAUUGACAAAAGUGCCAUUAAAAUUCACACAUAUUGUGAUUGUAUUAGAAACAGUGGGAGAUCAAAGCGUUUUUGUUGUUAACAGGUCACACAUAAUCAUUGCUAGUGACUGAUACCAGAAGGCUCGGGAGGAGAUUUUUACAAACUUUGUAGUCAAAGCUAAUAGAUCAGUUUAAGAAGAAACCCUUGAGCCUUGUGGGUUAUUUAAGCAAUAUUUAUUAACCUCGUCUUCAUUCAUUGGGAAUGCUGGGUUUCUAGACUGUCAAAGAGUUCCUGAUGAGCUGUGGGUUCAUUUUGCUCAUGUGUAAUAUAGUUACAUCUGCUCUGCUGCAUUUUUAGAACUUGGAGAAAAUGUACCUUUUUUUUUUUUUCUUCACUCUUUUCUUUUAUAGACAUUUUACUUCUCUUGCACCAUUUAAGCACUUUUGUAAAUUUUUUUUAUUUAAAAUAAAACAACAAACUGAGGGACAGUGCUAGGUUUUAUUAACAUCUCUGCAUUGCCUACGCAAAAUGUUUAAUAUGUACUUUUUUGUAAUAAAAAAAGCUUUUAACAUGAUAA